Messenger RNA from Mesocestoides corti, 3027 nucleotides. NCBI's taxonomy places the organism in Eukaryota, Metazoa, Platyhelminthes, Cestoda, Cyclophyllidea, Mesocestoididae. The record is from the annotation of a GenBank genome assembly.
AUUCGGAUGUUAGAUGGAACAAUAACAGACCGCGUGGAGGCGGAGUCGUUAAAUUUUAAUCAAAACUACAUUGACAUCUACUCUGGAAGUUGGGGUCCAGACGACACGGGUAUUAUCUACGAAGGGCCUGGACGAAUGGCUUCUGAAGCCUUUCACAAGGGAGCAACUACGGGUCGCAAUGGUUUGGGCAACGUGUUCGUCUGGGCCUCAGGGAACGGGGGUCGACGCGGCGAUUCGUGUGCUGCCGACGGCUACGUAAGCAGCAUCUACACCCUGGCAGUAAGCAGCGUUACCGAACAAAACUCCCAUCCCUGGUAUCUGGAGAAGUGCGCAGCAACAAUGGUGUCAACUUACAGCAGUGGAGGACCCGGCGAAUCAGGAAUCGUGACCACCGACUUAAAUCAUGGUUGUACGAAUUCCCAUACUGGUACUUCGGCCAGUGCACCGCUCGCUGUCGGCAUUAUCGCCCUGCUGCUUGAAGCAAAGUUCACGAGCUGUAGUAGCAAACUCACACGGCGAAUCCUGGGUGAAGGAAGAAGGCCGGAGUCACGAAAAGACGCAUCAGUAAUUGGCACCAUCUCUGAACUGAUGCCGGUUCGAUUGAUCGAUGCCUUGUCCGAAUUCAAGGGCCUAGACCGUUGGCCACUGAUGAGCGUUCAGUUUUGGGGAGAACCAUCGGCGGGUGAAUGGAAAAUAAUAAUCGACAAUAAGGAGGGUUUUAGAAAGCUGUCUGCUUGGGGAAACCGCCAACCGGCUUUGGACAAAGCAACUGGCCAAUGGGAAUCCGUUCACAUGGUCGCCUACGGAACUGAGAUUUUUCCCAUUCGGCUAAAGCCUCCGAAAGAAACAAGACAACCCCCCAAAGCCUGGUUCGAUCGAUUCGCUCGCUACGUUGUUUCAGAAGAUGAGUUAUCUCCGUCGGAAUAUUCGUGCCAUAGUGAGUGCGCAAAAAAUGAGUGCUGGGGGCCCUCCUCAAACCAGUGUCUCAAUGGUUGCAAAAACUACGUUACUGAAAGCGGACAAUGCGUUGCAAGUUGUCCUGCUGGCACUACAGCGCUGAUAAGUAUGAUUGUCAUGAUGCGUCGGAACCAGUCAGCUGAGCUGAAUGGAACGCGUCCGAGGCUUGGUGGCCAGAUGAACGAACUUCGCUGCGAACGAUGCUUUUCAGCUUGCGCAGAGUGUCUGCGACCCUACUCUGCCUACGGCUGCACCGCCUGCUCUGGCGACUCCUACCUUGCACCGUUUCUCAGUCCUCCCGUAUCUGAGACGGAGACGAACCUUGAAUCGGCUCUCUUAUUGACAGCGGAUGGUGACAAAAAUCGUGUUCUAGUUGGCUCCUGUGUGUCCCGUUGCCCAAGUGGUUACUUCGCCAAUGAUACAAGUAAAACUUGCGAACAAUGUGCUGAACACUGUGAGGAGUGCUUUGGACCGAGAACGGAUGCCUGUCGGAGGUGCGCGCGGAACUUCCGCCUCGUAGCCGGAACAUGCGUUGACGCCGCCGGACCGCACCGCUGUCCUAAGGGCAGUUUCCUGCAGGGCAACAUUUGUGUGCCCUGCGACCCCGGUUGUGAUCUCGACUCCUGCUCGGACUACGGUCUCUGUACCUACUGCCGUUUUGACCAUCGAUUUAUGCACGAGGGCCGUUGUGAGGGCGUCUGCCGUCCAGGUUUUUAUCCUGCUUUCCAGUUGAGCAAGUCGGGUUUCUAUGCGACCGAAUUGCCGGUUGACUUCACUGCAGAAAACGGUGUCUGGGUGUGCGCGCCCUGUCCCCCCGGGUGUGCGAGGUGUUCUCCCUCGACAAAACACGUUCAGGGCUAUGUGGUCCCAAUGUGUGAGGUCUGUCAGACGGGUCUCAUACUAGACGGAGAUGCUGGCACGUGUCAUUCGCCCUGUCCAAUUGGAACUUACGGAGGCAACUGUUCCCGCGCCUGUCACCACAUGUGCUCAACUUGUGUCAACGAACUGGACUCGUGCCUUCAGUGUUCGCCUGGGGCCUAUUUGGCUUAUGGGGAGCGCCAGCUCAACCCUCUGAUCUCAUUUACAAAUCCGAAGCUCAUUGGGUAUGGCUGCGUCAUCUUUUGCCCGGAAGCAACCUACGUGGCCCGGAUUGACGGUGAACGUGUCUGCCUUCCUUGUCCCCCACUUUGCAAAGCCUGCUCAGCCCCCGACAAGUGCACUCGAUGCGAGGAGGGUUAUGCGGUCAACGAACUCAGCGGUAAAUGUGAACCAUCUCCACUGUGCUUCCACGAAACAUACUUUGACCACAUAGAUGGAAAAUGCAAGCCCUGUCAUCCUUCUUGCGCGAGUUGUCGAGGUCCGUCCCCCGCUGAUUGCCUCGAUUGUCGUCGCUUAAGAAGCGUUUUGGGCCCGUCGCCGGCGUGUUUGGAACCAUCGCCACCAGUAAAGUCAGCGAAUGCCAACCAGGAUCAUCAAUCCCUGCUGGAAGGAACAAUCCUGCAAGUUACCGCCGGCACGUGUUAUCUGUGCUGUGGUGCAGAAAAACUGCUCGAUACCAAACCCCCCCUCGAUUGCCUCUUCUGCCUGCCGAAUGAGAACACGUGUUCAUCGUGGGCAGCCGUCGGUGGAGGCUUGGGCUUGUACGAGAAUUUCAGCUUCCCGGAUGGCAUCUUGGCCAACUCACCUGGCGGGAUCGGGGGUGGGUGGGCCUGGCUCACGUCCGACCCCAUCCGCUUGAGCUUCUUUAUUACGGCCGUUUUAACAAUUGGAUUCGCUUUAGGAUGUCUGUUGUAUCAGCUGACCAUCACGCACCUGCGAAAACAUCAUGUCCGGGACUACAAUUUAUUGUUUUUGCGAGGUGCUGGUACCGGCUCGCGGUUGUCCCAGCGCUGUCCCGACAUUCUUCACAGCAAAAUCGACAAGAACCACGCCCGACCCCCAAUCCUAACUCUUCCUCAAACAUCAUAUUGUAAAUACGCUUUACCCUUCCGUACUACGAAAUCCUCCCGAUCAUCUUCCGAUAAACCGGACUACCUCAAAGUUUACACUCUUUUCGAUGACGAUUUUUAG